UGGUCAGCUGUCACCCGUUAAGUGUCAAGCUGAAGUUAAACAAUUUUGUUUAUAUUAUUCCCUUGCAAAAUGGAUAAACCAGACCUCCCCUUCAUGCUGAAAAAUUCGAAUAAGAAUUUUAUGGAGCGACAAAAAAGCAUUUUUGAUCAGUUGAGCACCUUAAAAUGCAACCUACAGAAAGACGAAGAAAUGGAAGUGGAGGAGGCCCCCAGACUCUCUAACAGGACAAACCGGUCAGUAAUGAAGCAGUUUCGGGGUAAAGAAAGCAUCUUCAAACGUCCACAAGACCCCGUUUCCAAAAAUUACAUGAGGACAAUUCCUGACUUCAAAAAGAAUCCUCACAAGUGGACGAAAUACUCUUUAGCUGAUGUGAAAGAUGAAGACAUGUCUGAUCGAAGUAAUACUAAAGCGGCUCUUUCAUUCUUAAAUGAAUUGAAAAAUAGGAGUAACGAAAGCAUGGUGACUGAUAAAACUGAAGAGAUACAGAAAAUUGUUUUUAAGAAAGUCCACACUACUGUUAAAGAUAAUUUGAAGAAUGAAGACGAGAAACCUAGUUUUAGAAGUUCAAAAGUUGUGAUGCCAGAAUAUGUCGUUGGGCAGAAAGUCAAGAAAGAUAAGAAAAAUAAGAAAAUUCAAAAUAGUAGUGGUGGACAGUUAAAACUGGAUCAUUUGCUUGAUGAUGAAUAGAUUAAGUUAUAUAAGAGAAAUAAAAUUAAUAUACACAUAAUAAAACAUUUUUCAUUUCAA
Molecule: messenger RNA, 747 nt
Organism: Tribolium madens (black flour beetle)
Lineage: Eukaryota; Metazoa; Arthropoda; Insecta; Coleoptera; Tenebrionidae
Product: protein TSSC4
Exons: 1
Coding region: 70-687 (205 amino acids)
Source: RefSeq, a predicted model, not a curated record